Messenger RNA from Nannochloropsis gaditana CCMP526, 558 nucleotides. Its product is annotated as rna 3 -terminal phosphate cyclase. The record is from RefSeq and is a predicted model, not a curated record. The transcript has a single exon. Gene Ontology annotation, biological process: RNA processing. The annotation marks the transcript as partial. Gene Ontology annotation, molecular function: RNA-3'-phosphate cyclase activity.
GGUAGAAGCAAGCCGGGCCUGCAGCCUCAGCAUUUGGCCGGUGUCAGGCUGGUCGCCGAGAUCGGUAGGAGCAGCGUGGAGGGUGCCAACCUGGGCAGCAUGGAGGUCUGUGUCCACCCUCCUCUUUCUCCCUCCCUCGAUGCGUCUCCGUCGCCCCAGCGUCAUUUUAAGGCGGACCCUGGCACCGCCGGCAGCGUAACGCUGUUGCUGCAAGCUGCGCUACCCCUGCUCGCCUUCCAAGCCCCCGCCCAGUCCGCACGCCCCGGUCCCCGCCCCGGCGCCGAAGGAGUCACACUCACUCUCAAAGGUGGAACCACGGUCUCCCACUCGCCCUCCAUCGACUACUUUGUGCAUGUCACCGCCCCGGUGCUCGCUCGAAUGGGCCUGGUUGUCGAGACGGAGGUCCUGAGUCGAGGCUUCUUUCCCCAGGGAGGGGGACAAGUCCAGGUCCAUGUAUCUCAUCCUCUCUCUCCUCUCCGCCCAUUGAACCUCACGGACCCUGGUCGUCCCCAGCGUGUACUAGCGUUUGCAACUGGCAUUGUAACGGCUGGGAGCGGC